Molecule: messenger RNA, 4456 nt
Organism: Maniola jurtina (meadow brown)
Lineage: Eukaryota; Metazoa; Arthropoda; Insecta; Lepidoptera; Nymphalidae
Exons: 2
Coding region: 189-4118 (1309 amino acids)
Biological process (GO): DNA integration
Molecular function (GO): zinc ion binding; nucleic acid binding
Source: RefSeq, a predicted model, not a curated record
UAGUGUAUGCGCUGGCGCGGGAGGGCGUUGCAGUCUCCGGGGGCGCUGGGGAGUCAUUGUCGGCCAUGACAGAGAGUGUGCGUGUUCCAGCGUUACGUGUGCUUUACAUCCCUUUGUGUGUCCAGAGAGUGUUUUAUUAGUGUAAUCACAACACUACAAGUGGCGACGAGGAUAAAAGCUGCCCCAAAAUGACUCAUGCAUCAUCUACACUUCCUAACUUGCAACAUUUUGAUUGCGAAGGCGAUCCAACAUCUAUCGGCACUCGCUGGGAAAAAUGGAAAAGAGCAUUCGAAAUUUACUUACUGGCUGCCAACAUCGAGACUCCUGUAAAAAAACGGGCUACUCUACUCCAUGUGGGGGGUAUAGCACUCCAGGAAGUUUAUUAUAACAUACCCGGCGCUCACGUUGAAGAAGAAGGUGUCGAUGUUUAUGAAGUAGCUCUAAAGAAAUUGGACAGUCACUUUGCUCCAAAACAAAGUCGGAUUUACGAAAGGUAUCUCUUUAGACUCAUGAAACAGGAAGAAGAAGAACAAUUCGAACGAUUUUUAUUAAGGUUAAGAACUCAAGCCGAAAAAUGUCAAUUCUAUGACAAAGAGCAGCAUAUUAUUGACCAAAUCACUGAAAAGUGCAGACAAGUCGAAUUGAGGAAAAAAAUUUUAGAAGGUGGAGAUACAAUUACUCUAGACGAAAUCAUCAGUAAAGCAAAUGCAUUAGAAGUUGUAGCCAGACAAUUGGAUAAAUUUAAAAUGGUAAAGACAAAUGAUACGAACAAUUUCAACAAAGCAGAAAUAAAUAAAAUCGAUAACAAGAAAAAAUAUAACAAACCGUUCCCAAGACAAUUCUCGAACACUAAAUGUAGUAGAUGUGGAAGCCCCUCCCACUCAUCCGAAGACAUAAAAUGCCCAGCAAAAGACAAACGAUGUUUGAAGUGUGGCUUCAUUGGUCAUUUCCGGGAAAAUUGUAGAACUCGACAGAAAAGACAGUUUUCGGGCAACAGGACGGAAACCGUAAAUAAAAAACCAAAAAUAGAAACAAAAAAAGGUGCCUUUAGAUCUGAAAUUGACUACAUUUUCAAUCUGGGUGAAAACGGAGAUAAAAAGGAUGAGACCGGUGAAGUACGAAAGGAAAAGACAGAAGAGUCCCGAAUAGAUUAUAUUUUCCACCUGGAUGAUGACGAAACUAUAAAGUGCAGUAUUGGGGGAGUUACCAUUGACAUUUUGAUCGAUUCGGGAAGUAAAUGCAACGUAAUUACUGAUAAAACAUGGCAGCUUCUAAAAGACAAUAGAGUGAAAAUUUCUAAUCAAAUACGCAAACCUAAUAAGACACUUGUUUCUUACGGCAGUAAAGAACCUUUGGAUAUAAUGGGCUCCUUUGACGCGAACAUUUCAGUCAUUGCUAAUAAGUGUAUAAAAGGUACCAUCUAUGUUAUCAGAAACGGCACACGUGAUUUAUUAGGCAAGGAGACAGCAAUUCAGUUAGGCGUGCUAAAAAUUGGGCUUCAAAUUAACUCAAUAAGUAAUGAGAAACCAUCAGAUAAAGUGUUUCCAAAGUUCAAAGGAGUAACGGUCCAAAUCCCAAUAGACCAAACAGUUAAACCAGUUAUCCAGCCAUAUCGAAGAGUCCCCAUUCCUUUAGAAGAAAAGGUUACCAAAAAAUUAAAGGAACUUAAAGAUGCGGAUAUCAUUGAGGAAGUAAAUGAACCCUCACCGUGGGUAUCACCCAUGGUUCCCGUUCUUAAAGAAGGACAAGAAGAGGUACGUAUUUGCUUAGAUAUGAGAAGAGCUAACGAAGCAAUUAUAAGAGAAAAUCACCCCCUUCCAACAAUGAAGGAAUUGCUACCUAACUUUCGUCAAGCGAAAUACUUUUCUAAACUUGACAUAAAAAAUGCCUUUCAUCAACUCGAAAUUCAUGAAGAUUGUAGGUACAUUACUACAUUUAGUACUAGCAAAGGACUAUAUAGAUAUAAGAGACUAAUGUUCGGAAUUUCUUGUGCGCCAGAGAUGUUCCAAAAAAUUUUAGAAAAGAUGUUGUUAGGCUGUGAAGGGACAUUCAAUUUUAUAGACGACAUAAUUGUACACGGUGCCACAGAAAAAGAACAUGACGCAAGGUUAAGUAAGGUGUUACAAGUUUUGAAAGAAAACAACGUUCUGCUAAAUGAAAACAAAUGCAUUUAUAAAACUCAAACAAUUGAAUUUCUCAGUCAUGAACUUUCAGCUAGUGGAAUUAGGCCACUUGAAAAAUAUUUGACAGCAAUUAAAACUAGUAGAAUACCAAAUACUAUUGAAGAAAUUCAAAGUUUUUUGGGCUUGGUUAAUUUUGUAAGUAAAUGGAUUCCCAACUUAGCUACCCUUACUGAACCUUUGCGCGAACUGUUACGGUUAGGCAUUGGAAAGUCAGCAAAUGUUCAGAAAUUCUGGACACCUAAGCAGGAUGAGGCAUUUGAAGCUUUAAAGAAAAGCAUAUCCAAUAUUGAAACUUUAGGCUACUAUAGUCCUUCUGAUAAAACCCAGGUUAUCGCUGAUGCCUCUCCUGUAGGGUUAGGUGCAGUGUUGGUUCAGAUUGGUAAAGAUGGUCCCCGUGUGAUCGCUUUUGGUCACAAGGCUCUCACUGACUGUGAAAAGAGAUAUUGUCAAACAGAAAAAGAAGCCUUGGCGCUCGUUUGGGCAGUAGAACACUUUAAGAUAUACCUGUUUGGCAAAGACUUUGAACUAAUAAGCGAUCACAAACCAUUGGAAACCAUUUUUGGACGAACUUCUAAACCAUGCGCAAGAAUAGAACGGUGGGUACUUCGGUUACAGGCUUACAGGUACAAAGUCAUCUACCGUCCAGGUAAAUCCAACAUAGCUGACACAAUUUCCAGACUUGGCAAAAUUUCCUCGUCAGAACCAUUUGAUCCUGAAAAUUACAUUAACCAAAUCGUAAGUUACAGUAGACCUAUCGCGGUUCCAUUGAACGAAAUUGAAGGAUGUUCUGCUGGAGACGAGGAAAUUUUGAAAGUCAAAGAGGGUAUUUUUAAUAAUGACUGGCACGAUUCCAUUAACAACUUUAAAAUUAUACAAAAUGAACUUUGUUUUAGUGGAGAUAUCCUUCUUCGGGGAACUAGGAUAGUUAUACCUCAUCUUCUGCGGCAACGAGUACUGGAAGCAGCUCAUGAAGGCCAUCCAGGCAUAGUAGCAAUGAAAGCUCGCCUCAGAACAAAGGUGUGGUGGCCUAGGAUUGACAAAGAUGCUGAACGAUUAGUAAAAGCUUGCCGAGGAUGUACGCUUGUAUCAAAUCCUACUCCGCCACAUCCAAUGAAGAGACGAGCACUUCCCGCUGAACCUUGGGUUGACAUAGCGAUGGACUUCUUGGGGCCGCUUCCUAGUCACGAUUACCUGUUGAUACUUGUUGAUUACUAUAGUAGAUAUAAAGAAAUCAAAGUAAUGCGCAGUAUUACUUCUCUUGAUACGAUAAAGGUGUUAAAAGAAAUAUUCUCCAGAUUAGGUUAUCCAGCAACCUUGACGUGUGAUAAUGGAACUCAGAUGACUGGCGAGGUUUUCCGGAAAUAUUGUAAGGAAUGUGGAAUCAUCCUAUAUAAUACAGUUCCGUAUUGGCCUCAAAUGAACGGGGAAGUCGAGAGGCAAAAUCGAGACGUUUUAAAACGUCUAAAAAUUUGCCAAGCUGAAAACAAGGAUUGGAAAGAGGACAUUUUCAGUUAUUUAAUGAUGUAUAACAGUACGCCUCACUCUGUUACAGGCAAAUCUCCCUCGGAGUUAUUUUAUAAAAGACAGUUUAGAGACAAGAUCCCAGCAGCACCAGAUAUGGAGUAUAAGGCAAUAGAUGAAGAGGUAAGAGAUAGGGACCUGCAAAAGAAGGAAAAAGGGAAAGAGUAUGCAGAUCUCAAAAGGAAAGCGACAGAUAGCAACUUAGAAAUAGGAGAAAAAGUAUUAGUGAAAAAUUUGAUCAAAGAUAAUAAGUUAACCUCCAAUUUCAAUCCCACUACGCAUACAGUUACGGAUGUGAGUGGUGGUGAUGUAAAUAUUAGGAAUGAUGAAACCGGAAAAGAAUAUCGGCGAAAUAUAGUCCAUUUAAAGAAAUUAAAUGAUUCAUGGACGGUUGUGAACCAGAGUAGCAGUUAGUUAACUAUGAUUAGGUUGAUUAGGUGUGAUUGGAUUUUGUACAAAAGUAAAUUGUGUUAAAUUGUUAAUUGGGAAUUGUAUUGAAUGUUGUUAAAAGGAAGUAAAACCAAAAUUGUUUUGUUAAAUUUAAAACCAUAAUUGUUUUGUCUAAUUUUGCCUACUGUAACCUACUGUAAUUUCAAAUUAUUUCAUAUAAUAAAAAUAAAGAAGGGAUGUAGUGUAUGCGCUGGCGCGGGAGGGCGUUGCAGUCUCCGGGGGCGCUGGGGAGUCAUUGUCGGCCAUGACAGAGAGUGUGCGUGUUCCAGCGUUACGUGUGCUUUACAUCCCUUUGUGUGUCC